Peromyscus eremicus (cactus mouse) is the source of this 1044-nucleotide messenger RNA. RefSeq names its product arkadia (RNF111) C-terminal like ring finger ubiquitin ligase 2C (gene Ark2c). Gene Ontology annotation, biological process: positive regulation of BMP signaling pathway; motor neuron axon guidance. The coding region runs from base 1 to 1044 and encodes 347 amino acids. Gene Ontology annotation, molecular function: ubiquitin protein ligase activity; zinc ion binding. The transcript has 8 exons. The record is from RefSeq and is a predicted model, not a curated record. Lineage: Eukaryota; Metazoa; Chordata; Mammalia; Rodentia; Cricetidae.
AUGGUCCUGGUCCACGUCGGCUAUCUCGUGCUUCCAGUGUUUGGCUCUGUGCGAAACAGAGGUGCCCCCUUUCAAAGGUCUCAGCAUCCUCACGCUACCUCCUGCCGCCACUUCCACCUGGGUCCCCCGCAGCCGCAGCAGCUAGCCCCGGACUUCCCGCUGACACACCCCGUGCAGUCGCAGCCGGGCCUCAGCGCCCACAUGGCCCCGGCCCACCAGCACAGCGGCGCGCUGCACCAGUCGCUGACCCCGCUGCCCACCCUGCAGUUCCAGGACGUCACAGGUCCCUCCUUCCUACCUCAGGCCCUGCACCAGCAAUACCUGCUGCAGCAGCAGCUCCUGGAAGCUCAGCACCGCAGGCUUGUCUCGCAUCCCAGGCGGAGUCAGGAUCGAGUGUCUGUUCACCCCCACCGCCUCCACCCCAGCUUUGACUUUGGCCACCAACUGCAGACACCUCAGCCCCGGUAUCUGGCUGAGGGCACUGACUGGGAUCUCAGUGUGGACACCGGCUUGAGUCCUGCCCAGUUCCAGGUGCGGCCCAUCCCUCAGCACUAUCAGCAUUACCUAGCAACUCCUCGAAUGCACCACUUCCCCAGAAACUCUUCCUCCACCCAGAUGGUUGUCCAUGAAAUUCGAAACUACCCUUACCCACAGCUUCACUUCCUCGCUCUCCAGGGACUAAAUCCUAGUCGACACACCUCUGCUGUUCGGGAGAGCUACGAGGAGCUGCUGCAGCUCGAGGACAGGUUGGGAAACGUGACUCGAGGAGCCGUACAGAACACCAUCGAGAGGUUCACCUUCCCCCACAAGUACAAGAAGCGAAGACCCCAGGACAGCAAGGGGAAGAAAGACGAGGGGGAGGAGUCAGACACAGAUGAGAAAUGCACCAUUUGUCUGUCUAUGCUGGAAGAUGGAGAAGAUGUGAGACGCCUACCUUGUAUGCAUCUCUUCCACCAACUGUGUGUGGACCAGUGGCUGGCCAUGAGCAAGAAAUGCCCCAUCUGCCGAGUGGACAUUGAGACACAGCUGGGAGCCGACAGCUGA